CGUUGCUUGGUCUGCCCGUGGUGAGAGUUUGGUGUGUGCAUGUGUCUGGGGCGGGUUGGGCUACCGGUACCACUGCGGUGGGUGUGGAUUACUGAAACUGCGCGUGUGUGUGAGGGGGGGUGUGGUGGUAGUAGUAGUAUUCUGUAUGGGGUGUGCGAGAAUGCGAGGUGAGUGCGGUACGGUACGAUACCAUGUACAUAGUAGAAUGAACCCACAUCGAUGACGGGUACCCUGCGUGUGGUAUGUGUGUGGUAUGUGUGUGUGUGUGUGUGUGUGUGUGUGUGUAUGUGUGCGCGCGCGCGUUGGUUUAUCUGUGUUCUCAUUUUUCAUAUUUUUGGCCCGGCACACGGGUGGGAAAGUGAGAUCGGAGCGCACUCCGAGUCCGAGAUACGGGAUGCGGAAACUACUCGGUGCGGCGGGCGGGUGCAGGGCAGGAUUCGACUGCCUAUUCGGGGGCGAGGGAGCGCGGACCCCACUCAGCAAGUGUGGGAAGUUGUACGAUUGAUUUCUGGGGGCUGGCGUUGGUGCUGUUUGUUCUGUGUGUUGUCUUGUCGUGCCCUUCCCCGAGGCGUAACGUGCUGUCGACUUACUUAUUGCCUAUCGUGUCUAUCCUUGGGGGGGGGGGGUGCGGUUGUGGUUGUGGUUGUGGUUGUGCCCGUUCUGGAAAGGAGGGGGACAUGAUUGGGUUCUUUUUCGGAAACAGGCCCGCCCAAUGAGGCGCCGGGAAGGACUAUGCAACACGACCGAUCCGGUAUGUGAUCCUAUCAUUAUUACAGAUUCAUUUCGGAGAGGGUGUGCGUGCGCGCGCUGUCUCUCUCUCUCUCUCGUAUUUUUCUUACUGCCUAAAUCGGACAUUGGCCGUUGUUGCGCAUAU
Messenger RNA from Colletotrichum navitas, 874 nucleotides. RefSeq lists its product as uncharacterized. The transcript has a single exon. The coding region runs from base 220 to 681 and encodes 153 amino acids. NCBI's taxonomy places the organism in Eukaryota, Fungi, Ascomycota, Sordariomycetes, Glomerellales, Glomerellaceae. The record is from RefSeq and is a predicted model, not a curated record.